This is a messenger RNA of Saprolegnia parasitica CBS 223.65, 1050 nucleotides long. RefSeq lists its product as hypothetical. The transcript has a single exon. The record is from RefSeq and is a predicted model, not a curated record. The coding region runs from base 1 to 1050 and encodes 349 amino acids. NCBI's taxonomy places the organism in Eukaryota, Oomycota, Saprolegniomycetes, Saprolegniales, Saprolegniaceae.
AUGGCCGCCUCGAUCCCGUUUGUUCCCAUGCGCAGCCGCGUCACGGAGGCUGGUCUAAUGGCUGUGAUCUACGAGUUCAAGCGGCGCGAGGCUAACGGUGACGGCGACGACCUGCUCAUUGCCCAAAACGUGCUUCUCCGCCGCUGGCUGGACGGUCCUUAUUCCAGUGGCGCGGUCUUCCGAGCGACGUACGAUGGCGACGUCAUUACCAAGACGACCCGCGGCGACAUUUACAUGACUGAGGUGCCUGGCGAAGUGCACCAAGAGUCCAUCGCGCGAAUUUACAUCGCCCUCGAUACCGCCUUGGCGGGAACGCCGUUGAAGUGCGUCAAGGGCGUCGAUUACAACCAUGCUGGCUACGUCCGCCGACCCGACCUCGCGAUUCGACCAACGCACGCGGUCCUCGGCGACGCCAUCAGCACUCUGCCCCGCUGCAUGAUCGAGGUCACCGUCACGCACCGCACAUCGUUCAAUCGGCACGACCGAGAUACGCGCGCGCUCUUCCGCGAGUUUCCCCCGCUCCAGACAGUCCUUGUCCUCGUCCUCUACCCGUUGCGGGACGCGGCGACGCUGGACCCGAACAUGAACCCCAUCUUGGCUCAGAUGCCUGCGCUCGCUGUGCUCUACCGUCGUCUUGGCAACGACAUUGCAAUCACGGAUGCCAUGAGCUGCGGCAACAUUGCUCUUGACGAAGGCGUGCACCUCCCAGGGCACGUGGAUGUGCGCAACGAGGUCGAUGCGAUGACUGCCGAGCUGCCGCAAGUCGUCGAGCGCCAGCCGCAUGACCACGGACCUUCCAUUACGCUGCUUGGCGACGAUCUGUACCGCGCCGCAAAUGGACACGGCCAUAUCAUUCAGGGCUUGCUCCCCGACUACCCCGUGUAUUUGGCGACAACGAUCGCCACAGCCAUCCGCGUGCGAUACAACGUCGCAACCCAAGCCAACGCCCUCGCCGCACUUGCUGCUGCUGGACAAGCUGCUGCCGAGCAAGCAGCCGCUGCGGCACCGAAUGUGGGACGCCGCAACCACCGCUUCAACCUCCGCCACUGA